CCGCUCCCAUAUAGGGCGGCGGCGGCGGCGGCGGCAGCUCCGGCCAUGGGCACCCGCUGCCAUGUGUGGGGCCCGGCCCCACGGCUGCUGCUCGCCGCCGCCCUGCUGCUGCCCGGCGCCGUGGGGCUGAGCUGCCGGAGCUGCGUGGAGGGGGGCGAUGGCGGCUGCCGCCCCCAGGCCUCCGCCAACGUCACCUGCGGCGCCGGCAGCAGCGUCUGCGCCGAGGCCCUGGCCGCCGUCACCUGGAGCCACGGGCGGUUCGCGGUGGGGGCGCGGGGCUGCGCCCGGGGGGCGGCGGGGGCCAACGACCGGGCCCUGGAGCUCUUCGGCCUCGUGGUCUUCGCCCAGCGCCGCCACUGCGACGCCGACGGCUGCAACGGGCGCCUGGCGCUGGGCCGCGGAGCCCUGGCCCUGCCCCUGCCCGGUAACGAGAGCGCCCGGGUGCCCAAUGGCGUCUCGUGCUACGGUUGCCCCGACGACGGGCCCUGCCCCGCCAGCAACGCCACCGUGGUGCAGUGCUACGACGACCUCACCGGCUGUUUCCACGGCAACGUCACCGUGACGCUGGGGUCGGUGUCGCUGUGGCGCGAGGUGCGGGGCUGCGUGAGGGACAGCACCUGCACCCGGGCGGCCAAGGGCGGCGGCGCCGUGGGGCUGCAGGGCUCCUGCUGCGCCGGCAGCCUCUGCAACCGCGACCUCACCAACAAGACCUUCUUCGCCCCCGACCUGCCCCGCCUCGAGCUGCUGCCCCACGGCCCCGGCCCCACGGCGCCCCACAAUGCCACCACGGCCGCCACCCUGGCCACCACCGCCAAUGUGGCCGCCGCCACCACCAACAUGGCCGCCGCCACCACCGACAUGGCCGCCGCCACCACCGAUAUGGCUGCCGCCACCACCAACAUGGCGGCCCCCACCGGGGCCCCCAGCACUGCCAUGGCGGCGCCCACGGAGGAGGAGGAAGAGGAGGAGGCCACAGAGGGCGGGCGGCCCCCCGGCCCCAUGGGGCGGAAGCAGGGGGCCAAGGGGCCGGAGCUGGGGGGCCAUGGGGCCGCCGUGGGGCUGGGGGCCUCCGCCUGGCUCCUGCCCCCGCUCCUGGCCCUGGCGCUGCUCUAACCCCUCCCUCCGCCAUGGGGGGGGACCCCCAAAACCGUGUGUGCAAUAACCCCCUCCCCCCCCCCCCCAGGGUGGGGGGCACCCCAUGGCCCCUCCCCCCGCAAUGGGGCACCCCACAGGACCCCUGCCAUGGGGGUGCCCCCCCCGAUCCCCCGCAAAUGGGCUCCCCAUGGGCCCCCUCCCGUCAUGGGGGCACCCCUUGACCCCUAAAAUGGGGGGCACCACCCCCCAUUGACCCCCCCAACUUGGGGGCAGCAGGGACAAUAAAUGGCUGCGGUGGAAGGAACAA
Messenger RNA from Dromaius novaehollandiae (emu), 1402 nucleotides. RefSeq names its product ly6/PLAUR domain-containing protein 3-like. Lineage: Eukaryota; Metazoa; Chordata; Aves; Casuariiformes; Dromaiidae. Gene Ontology annotation, cellular component: plasma membrane. The record is from RefSeq and is a predicted model, not a curated record. The transcript has 5 exons. The coding region runs from base 46 to 1113 and encodes 355 amino acids.